AUGCCGCCGACAGACACUAACCAGAGCGUCCAGAAGGCUCAAUCAAUAUUAGAUAAAUUAGUAGAAGAUAACAUCAUCGACCGCACGCUCCACAGCAUAUUUCUGUCAAAGUACAAGAAGGCUGUUGAUGUGCUCACUCAAUCCCUGCAGAAUGAAGCCGUGCACCUUAACCAUCUACAAGAUCUCACCACGAUGAUAGAGACGACAGAACAGACGCUGCAGAGCGAGACCAGGAAGCAGUCUGCCGUCGCCCAGCAGAUUCUGCGGCUGAGGACGGAGCUUUCAGAGAGGGAAUCGUGCAUUGUGACGCUUCAAGACGACUACACGAAGCUCUCUGCUGAAGAAACCAUGCUUAUGGAGGAAAAGACUCUGCUUGAACACGAGCUCACUCUUAGGCGAAAUGAAUAUGCAGAGUCUCUUAGACCACGUAUUGCUGCUUUAGAAAUGGAGAACAAGGGUACUCGUGAUAGCAUAGCAUCCAUGGAAGCAAUCGAAUCGAACUUACAGGCGGAAAUAGCACUCAGCGCGAAGCAGCUGGAUACCCUUGUCUCUGCCAAUAAUGUUAUAGAAGAUGAACUGCGGAAGAUAACCACAGACAAACAGAGAGCAGGAUUGUUGCCAGAAAAGUAUCAGCGGCAAGCUGCACUAGUACAGCAGGCGCUAAAUGCUGCCCAAGUCGAUGCACAGAAACGUGAAAAGCGAUAUAAUGAGGUGCAAGGUUCAUUUGAAAGCGCGCAGGCAUCUCUCGAGAACAUCAAUAAAGAAAUAGCCAACAUAUGUAACCAGUACACUGAUCUCCGCAGCACAGCACUGGCAGCUUGUGUUAAGGAAACUGAACAACAUACCAAAGAGCUGCGACAGAUCAAGACACAGAUACGUACUUUGACAGAGGAAAAUGCCGUCUUAAUGCUCAAAGAAAAGACAACCAAAGCUGCUAAGCAGCUAGACCUUUCGAAUGUUGACAAUUUAAACAAGCAAAUAAAAGCACAGCAAAAGAAGAUCCAGCGGGUAGAGGCGUUGAUAUCAAGGAACGAAGAAGCACUAGAGCCGGUGCAAAAGCAGCUUAAAGACGUUGCAGAGGAAAUAAGUACAGAGAAGAAUAAGGCCAAGGUUACGACUUCUAAAGUGGAGGCAGUGCGGGGCGAAUUGCAUAAGAAGAUGCUUCUCUUAGCUAACUCCCUUAACGUGGACGACGACUUUUCUAAGAAGCUGUUGGGGGCUGCAGAUUGCAACAAAAAGCACCAGCAAACAGUCAAUGAGGCAGCUGCAGAGUCUAGAGAGCUGGCGGUGCAGAUAAAGGUUUGUCAAUCUGCACAGCAGGCAGAGACCUCGAGGCUCGCCAAACUUAACUCGAACCUUAAGCAGCUCAUCAGCGAGUUACAAGUUAAAGAUACAGAGGCCGACCGAUUGUCAAUAGAACUGCACAAUCUCGAGUCCCGUAUGGCAGAUUUUUCAAUCAUGUACGAGCAGCUGAAAACUCAGAAGAACCGAUUGGCUCGCCUGUCGCAAGAAGCCAAGCUUGCAAUUUCAGAAAUUCAGAAGAAAAUUGCAGUGUUAACAUCCGAGUCCGAGCUUCUUUCUAACGAGUCGCGAGAAAAGUCAAACUUGCUUUCACGUCAAGCCAUUGAUACAAAAGAUGCCCGGCGCAAGGCAUCUCAGAUGUGCCAGAAGCUAGCAGAUCAGAAGCGCAUCCUCCGUAAUCUACACGAGGAGGUCGAACAGCACGUUUCAGAAAUAGAGAGCCUGGGGUCCUUGAUUGCCAACGCAGAACAGCAGCUCUUUCAGUUACGAAACAUGUACAUUGAGGCUGUCGAGCAAAGAAACUAUGCCGGAAUACAAUUGGUUGAGCGAAAUGAUGAACUUUGCAUGCUCUAUGAGAGGCUCCACACGCAGGAAAACAUCCUGCGUGACGCUGAGAUCUUUAUGAGUGCUCGAGAGGAAGAUUUAAGAGUACUAAAUAUAAUGUAUAAGGAACUUGAGAACGAACGCAAUAUUGUACGGAAAGACGUUACUACGGAUCUCCCGAAAUUAAUUGAGGAGCGGGCAUCUGUCCUCCAAGAACUUGCUGAAGCACGUGCUGACAAUGAGCAGCUUCUUUUGGAUAUCCGCGGCGGUGCUUGCGUAAAAGACGACGCAAAGGUAGAGAUUUUGGACUUGACUAAUAUCUAUGAUCCUCAACGGGCCGUUAAACCCGCUGAUCCUGACGAGAUUUUAUUGACAAAUGUUAUAGAUGCGCUAGAUGACGGCCAGGGCAGUAAUGAGUUGUCUAGAACUGCAAGCCUCAAGAAACUGAACCAACCUCUGCCGAGAAUAGGAUCUCUCUCUGCAGAUAGCGCAGGAACAAAAUCACAAGCACUGGACAAAUCAGCAACCCAAAAACAAGCAAUUAGAAAGCGUACGCUAGGGAAAACGGAGCCGCUAAUGGCAAAGUGGAACAUGGUCGGGGCGACAGAGCCCGUGUCGCAGGAAAAGUUAUUAGCCAAACAAAGGACGAUAGAGGGUCGCAUGCAGACUGUUCGGGAGACACUGCUAGAGAAGUUCAUAUUCAAUGAAGAACUGGAUAGACUAAUUGCACAGCUCCAAGAAGAUAUAGAAGCAGCAAAGCGCGCAGUACCAGCAGAGAUCACCACCAAACUCAACUCUACACGAACCCAGCUACGAGGUGUUACCCGAAAGCUAAUGGCCAUGGUGUCCGAAGUCUCUAUGGAGCAAGCCACAAUCAUGAAGUUGAAGGCUGUUGCCGAGCAGUUAGAAGAUACCGUGGUCGCCGCAAAGGAGCGUCUAAACAUGGGUCUUGCACCAACAGAUGAGAUAGAGCACGAAUGGCUAAUUGCGCAUCAACAUGAAGUGGAGUAUCAGCACAGCAGAAUGUUACUUGAGCAAGAGCUGGCUUCACAAGUUCCUGGCCUUGUACAAACGACUGCUAAGCCUCGAUUCGACAGCUAUAUGUCUCAAGAGAGUGGGCUGCCACGGCCCUACGGUGGAAGGGCGCCAUUUGCCCCUGCAGAUCCUGCACCAAAUAUCUCCAGGUUCAUCAAAAAGCCAGGGCCAGUAGCCAUAGAAAUAUAG
Giardia duodenalis is the source of this 3069-nucleotide messenger RNA. Its product is annotated as Coiled-coil protein. Bases 1 to 3069 code for a protein of 1022 amino acids. Lineage: Eukaryota; Fornicata; Diplomonadida; Hexamitidae. The record is from RefSeq and is a predicted model, not a curated record. The transcript has a single exon. Gene Ontology annotation, cellular component: cytoskeleton.